Molecule: messenger RNA, 1168 nt
Organism: Rosa rugosa (rugosa rose)
Lineage: Eukaryota; Viridiplantae; Streptophyta; Magnoliopsida; Rosales; Rosaceae
Exons: 2
Coding region: 57-953 (298 amino acids)
Biological process (GO): protein ubiquitination
Cellular component (GO): cytoplasm
Molecular function (GO): ubiquitin protein ligase activity
Source: RefSeq, a predicted model, not a curated record
CUCAUCAACAGACGCCAUCCUCUGUACAAUACUGUUGUUUUUCGAUUUAUUUGAGCAUGUCCCCUGAGAGGCAUUAUUUUUGGAGUGGUGUCACAGAUACACAUCCAAGAGAUCCAAGGUUAGCACCCGAAAUUAAAAUCCCACGCGGUGCGGACACAAAAAUUAGACUUGGUUACUACAAGAUAUACGGACGAAGCUGGGUUGACGCUCCAGAUGCCACCGUUUUUUAUCCUGCAAAGCUCAUAGCUCGUACACUACUUUUAGUUUCUCUCUCUGCUGUCAAAAAAUCAUCCAAAAGGCGUUAUUAUACCAAGCUGCUGGCCGAGCAACUUUUGAACAUUGGUGUCCCGGGACAUGAGCAGCCAGCUGUUCUUGAGAAACUAUUUGGUGUGAUUGAUGUCACCGUCCCUGGGAGGCAUAUUAUUGUGUUCUUAGGGGAUGUGACCAUCCACCUCUUGGACAAUGCAAGUAAUCUUGGCGCAGGGGAUGUCACUCUACCCUUAUGGAUCAAUGGAAAGUAUACUGAUGAUCAGCAAAUUAUGCUUCAAAGGCUUACAAUGGAAUCCAGGUAUGAUGUCCCCAAGGUUACUCCUGCAACUAAAUCUUCCAUUGAGGACUUGGAGAAAGUGAGACUUGAUAGUUUGGAAGUUACUGUUAGACAGAUGCCAUGUACUAUUUGUAUGGAGGGCCUUGAUACCUCUGGUGAUGUAAAAAAAGGGAUUGAUCAUCAGCAGCAUGUGAUUGCUCGCUUGCCUUGCUUGCAUAUCUAUCAUGAAGAUUGCAUUGUCCAGUGGCUCAAGACUAACCACAGGUGUCCCUUGUGCCGAUCCCCAAUUGUGGAAUUGCACAAGGCAUCAAAACCCCCAUUGAGGCUGCAUUGGUCAUUGCUCAUGAUGUCUGCAGUUGGUAUGCUGACUGCUACACUCAUUCCCAGAUUGUUGAACCGGAGCUAAGGAUGAAAUAUCAGCAAAUCAUUUAUAAUGCAGUGCUAGUGGCCAUGUAUUUGGCUUUUAAAUUAGUCUUCAAAGCAUUUGGAUUUUCUGUAGAUGGAUGAAGAUAGAAUUUAACUUAUGUUGUGUGUGUGUGUGUCUGUGUUUUAUUACAACUUUCAAGUGUCUGUGGCAACUAAAUGAAAUUGAUCUGAAUAAACUUAGUGUUGAAGUUUUAA